AUGCCGACCCACGAAGACCAGAAUAUAACCCUCACGGCUCGAUGCCUCUGCAAAUCGUCCACCUUCUCUGCUCAAUUGCCUCGGAACAAGGUGCCUCUUGAGGCGUCCAUGUGCCACUGCACGUCGUGUCGAAACGUCACUGGGGCCAUGUACAGCAGUGACACAGAUUGGCCCGGUCCAAUAGAGGAAGUCCUCAAUUCCGAACUCAAGCGUUACGAGUUUACCUCGAAUGUCCGUAUCCUGUUCUGUGGUACCUGCUCCACGCCAUUGUUCUGGCACCAGCACUACCAGAAUAAGCCGCAGAGCAUUGGUGUCUUCACUGGGGCUUUGAAAGACGUUAGGGUCAAAAAUCUCGUCAAAUUCGUGGACCAAAUAUUUGUGGGUGACACUCAAGAUGGAGGCAUUUCUCCAUGGCUGUGGAAUGUUAACCAAGAUGGUUCGAGACUCCGACUUUGGAAGGGUAAUAGGGAUAUGAGUGAAGAGUUGAGUGACAACUGGCCUACAAGUGCGGGAGGUCCUGUUCCUGGGGCUGUUUCAAGGGACAGUAUACCUAUCCGCUGUCGCUGCAAAGGAGUACAGUUUAUGUUCCGACCAAGUAAUGUGGACUUUUCCGACACGGCCCAAAACACGAUACCUUUCUACGUCGACCCAAAGUCACAUAAGCAUCUAGCAACAUUAGACCCAUGCAGCUAUUGUCGACUAUCUGUUGGGGUUGACGUGAUGAACUGGACAUUCGCCCUUCCAGCGCAAAUCGAAUUCGCACAAGAUUCCAAGGAAGGCAGUUUCCCUCGAAACACUCACGAACUGAAGGACGCUGUUCAAAGUCCCAACCGGGAUCCUCGAUAUGGUACUCUUGCCAUGUACCGUAGCUCAUCAGAUGUUCAACGAUAUUUCUGCUCACGGUGCUCUGCUUUGGUAUUUUAUACAGUGGAUGACCGCCCGGAUGUGAUUGAUGUGGCGGUUGGACUUCUCCAAGCACCAGAGGGAGCCAGAGCAGAGAGUGUCCUGGUUUGGCAUCUAGGGGCUAAGACUAUGGGUGAUGAAGAACAUGGAGAUAGCUGGAGGGAUACUUUUGCCAGGUCUGUCAACGAAACAUCGGAGAGGUGGAGAAUUGAGAAGGGACAUCCGAAGACGUGGGCCAGGCUGGCAGCUGAAGACGCCAAAAACGAAUGA
Fusarium venenatum is the source of this 1173-nucleotide messenger RNA. RefSeq names its product Mss4-like protein. The record is from RefSeq and is a predicted model, not a curated record. NCBI's taxonomy places the organism in Eukaryota, Fungi, Ascomycota, Sordariomycetes, Hypocreales, Nectriaceae. Gene Ontology annotation, molecular function: carbon-sulfur lyase activity.